AUGGCUUUAUCUUCUAAAUGUCUGUUGCUCUUCAUCUCCCUCCUUCUUGGCUAUGGUGUUCUUCAGCUUGAGGCUACUGCAGAUAAUCAACCUUACAGAACUUCUUAUCACUUUCAACCUCCCAAAAAUUGGAUGAAUGAUCCUAAUGGGCCAAUGUUAUAUAAGGGAAUUUACCAUCUAUUCUUUCAAUAUAAUCCCAAAGGCGCAAUUUGGGGCAACAUUGUUUGGGGCCACUCUACAUCAACGGAUCUUGUGAAUUGGACCCCACAUGAAGCCGCCAUCUAUCCAUCACAACCGUCUGAUAUCAACGGCUGCUGGUCGGGUUCUGCCACGAUCCUCCCCAAGGGUCGACCGGUCAUUCUCUACACUGGAAUAGACCCUAACAACCACCAAGUCCAAAACUUGGCCAUGCCCAAAAACCUAUCUGAUCCAUUCCUUAGGGAAUGGGUUAAGUCCCACGAUAACCCACUAAUGGCCCCUAAUUUCUAUAACAAAAUCAAUUCAUCCUCAUUCAGAGACCCAACCACUGGUUGGCUAGGCCGUGAUGGGUAUUGGAGAGUAAUCAUUGGGAACAAAAUUAACCAAAAAGGAUUAGCAAUUCUUUAUAAGAGCAAAGAUUUUGUUCAUUGGGAAGAAGCUAAAAAUCCACUUUACUCAUCCAAAAAUUCAGGUAUGUGGGAGUGUCCAGAUUUUUAUCCAGUUUUGAUCAAAAGCCAACUUGGUAUUGACACAUCAAUUGAUGGUCCCAAUACUAAUCACGUGCUCAAGGUGAGUUUAGAUGAUACAAAACAUGAUUACUACAAGAUUGGAAGUUAUAACCAGGAUAAGGAUAUCUUUAUUCCGGAUAACGGACCGUUCCAUAAAAACUCUAGAUUGAGAUAUGAUUAUGGAAAAUUUUAUGCCUCAAAGACUUUCUUUGAAGGAAACUCAAAGCAUAGAAGAAUCUUAUGGGGCUGGGUUAAUGAAUCUUCAAGUGUAGAGAAUGACAUCAAGAAGGGAUGGUCUGGAGUUCAGGCAAUUCCAAGGAGUAUUUGGCUCGAUAAUUCUGGAAAACAAUUGGUGCAAUGGCCAAUAAAAGAAAUCGAAACGCUGCGUUUAAAAGAAGUCAACUUGCCUAAGCAAGUGCUUAAGGGAGGAUCAGUCCUUGAAGUUUCUGGUGUCACUGCAGCUCAGGCAGAUGUGAUUAUUACAUUUGAGAUAAGCGAGCUCAGUAAAGCUGAAGUGCUGGAUCCAAGUUGGACCGACCCACAAUUGCUUUGUAGCCGAAAGGGUGCAUCAGUUAAAGGUGGUAUUGGGCCAUUUGGGCUACUAGUAUUGGCUUCAAAGGGCCUACAAGAAUAUACAGCAGUGUUUUAUAGAAUUUUUAAAAGCCACAGCAAAUAUGUGGUGCUUAUGUGCAGUGACCAAAGCAGAUCUUCCUUCAAUCAUGAAAAUGAUGAGACCACAUAUGGGGCUUUUGUGGAUGUGGACCCUGUUCAUGAGAAGCUGUCACUCAGAAGCUUGAUUGAUCACUCUAUAGUGGAGAGCUUUGGUGGAGAAGGAAAAGCUUGCAUCACAGCUAGAGUUUAUCCCACAUUGGCUACGGAUGCUGAGGCCCACUUAUAUGCUUUCAAUAAUGGAACUGGGAACGUUGUGAUCACAACAUUGAGUGCUUGGAGUAUGAAGAAAGCUCAAAUCAAUUGAAACUAUACUUAGAAUUUAUGGUGUUCAUAUGUUUUUAUUUGACUAUGCAGUAUGCACCAAUUAAAAAAAAAAAAUGAUAAUGCACCCAUUUGAGCAUAGUCAAUGAAUUGGUGCUUACUGGUUAAUCCUGAUAUUAAUCAUCAAUCAG
Molecule: messenger RNA, 1831 nt
Organism: Quercus lobata
Lineage: Eukaryota; Viridiplantae; Streptophyta; Magnoliopsida; Fagales; Fagaceae
Product: beta-fructofuranosidase, insoluble isoenzyme CWINV1-like
Exons: 7
Coding region: 1-1683 (560 amino acids)
Biological process (GO): carbohydrate metabolic process
Molecular function (GO): hydrolase activity, hydrolyzing O-glycosyl compounds
Source: RefSeq, a predicted model, not a curated record